This is a messenger RNA of Aspergillus saccharolyticus JOP 1030-1, 1428 nucleotides long. RefSeq names its product putative mitochondrial carrier protein (Rim2). Gene Ontology annotation, molecular function: pyrimidine nucleotide transmembrane transporter activity. The record is from RefSeq and is a predicted model, not a curated record. Gene Ontology annotation, cellular component: mitochondrion. The transcript has 4 exons. Gene Ontology annotation, biological process: pyrimidine nucleotide import into mitochondrion. Bases 150 to 1211 code for a protein of 353 amino acids. NCBI's taxonomy places the organism in Eukaryota, Fungi, Ascomycota, Eurotiomycetes, Eurotiales, Aspergillaceae.
AAAAAACUUUCCCAUCUCUCUCGACCCAGGCCUGGCCGAGCAGACACUCCCUCAACUUUUGCCACGGUGAAUUUUCUUGUCUGUCAUUCCCAACUGUGCUGAGCAACACCCACCCACCAAUUCAUUUCACUUCCUCAUCUCCGCACUUCAUGGCCACGAUGCAGACCGUUGUUCACAAGACGGGCGGCGCAUCUGGGGAACCGCUUCCGCCGACACUUCCGGCCGACCCCGUCCCCGAUCGAGUCAACACGUCCAGCCUGGGAUCAUGGUCUCAUUUGAUCGCCGGCGCGACCGGCGGGAUGGUAACCGCCGUCGUGACGAGUCCGCUUGAUGUUCUCCGCACUCGCCUGCAAACCGACUACUAUCAGACCUCCUCCAACACGCGCCUGACGCCGCACCCCAACCAAAUACGACAAUCGUUCGUCCGCUCCUCCGUCAACCACUUCCGCGAAACCUUCGGCAUUCUGUUCUCGAUCCACCGCGUGGAAGGGUGGCGCGGCAUGUUCAAGGGCCUAGGCCCCAGCCUGACGGGCGUCGUGCCGGCCAGCGCGGUCAAGUUCUACACAUACGGGAACUGCAAGCGGCUGCUGCCGGAGCUGCUGGGGUGCGACAAGGACACGACGCUGGUGCACGCGAUGUCGGCGGCGUGCGCGGGCAUCGCGACGGGCAGCGCGACUAACCCGAUCUGGGUCGUCAAGACGCGGCUGCAGCUGGACAAGGCGGGCGCGCGCCGGUACAAGAACAGUCUGGACUGCACGCAGCAGAUCCUGCGCCACGAGGGGCCCAAGGGGCUGUACCGUGGGCUGACGGCGAGCUAUCUGGGGACGAUCGAGACGACACUGCAUCUGGCCAUGUACGAGCGCAUCAAGGGGCUGAUUGCGCAGAAGGUCGAUCUGGAGGGCGCGGGGCCGGAGUCGAGCCAGUUCGUGCAGGGGCUCGCGCUGAGUGGAGCCUCGGGGUUGUCGAAGAUGGUGGCGUGUUUGAUCGCCUAUCCUCACGAGGUCAUCCGCACUCGUCUGCGACAGGCGCCCAUGGCGGACGGUCGGCAGAAGUACACCAGCAUCCUGCAGUGCGCGCGGCUGAUCCUGAAGGAGGAGGGGGUGAUCGCGCUGUACGGCGGGUUGACGGCGCAUCUGCUCCGGACGGUUCCGUCGGCGGCGAUCACGAUCGGGACGUAUGAGCUGGUUCUCAAGGUCCUUGAGAGACAAUAAAAUGGUUGUGUUUUGUAUGAUAGUGUAUGAUGUUCGAAAAAGUGGGCGCAUAGAUACCCUGUAAUCGAGUCGGGUAAUUGUACAGGCCACACGGUUCGGGUUUGCUUGAGAUGGGAGUUUGGGUUCAGCGCGUUGAUUUGGUGCAUGGGUAGCCUCUCCGAAAUAUAUUAUUAUCCGAUAGACAACGAUUCGAGCGAUGAAGGUGGUGAAUAAUGAG